GACUUGUUACAGCCAAUCACGACCGCUUGUAUGUUAUGAGUGGAGCUGUGUGGGCAACGCCUGAACAUCCAACUCGAUCGGACGACGAAGUUAGAAUUCCGUCGAGUAAGACAUUAUACAACAGAGAUGCGGAAAGAGAUAAACUCCCCGGGUUUAGUCAACAGCUAAAUUUCCAGAAAGGAAUACAGAAGCCUAUUGCUCCUGCAAUCUCCUCCAUUUUACCAGCAGGACAAUUAAACGCUGGAGUUGGUAAAACACUACGAUUACAAAGUUCUAAUUAUUCAGUGGAAAGUUCAUCAUUAACUGGUAAUACAUUAGCCAUUCAAGCUGUAAAUACUAAUGUUGUAACCACAAUUACUCCUCCUGCUGCUCAUACUAAUGUUAAUUUAGUAUCUCCGGGAACAACAAUAGCCCAUAAUUUAUCGGUUCCAAUGGCUUCUAUUAUCCGACAACCAACAAUUGCAACGCCUCCUGCAGCUCAUCAGGGAGCGACCUAUGUUCCUCAUGCGCAAAGUAGACUUCCCCUUUCAGGAAAUACAUCACAAAAAACACUUCGACAACAAACUGCUAUAGUUCCAACUGUAACUAAACUACCGGGUCAGUCAGUAACUAUUGCAGCUGGAAAUGCCUUACACGGGGGGGGAACAACGGCCACUACUUCAACUAAUAAUAGUAUAGGAACUACCAACGUGCAUAUAUCUAUACAACAACCAACCAACUUGAAGACGUCGUCCAUCCAGAGAUUUCCUGCAACAGUGACGACGAUAAAUGCACCAUCCGUUAUUAAUAAAAUUUCUGUAUCAUCUCAUCACAUCAUAAAAAAAGGAGUUAUUUCAACAAAUCCAGUCGGUACGAGUAUAACAAUUACACCCCCUUCACACCACUCUCAAAUGUCAAAUCCCAACCAAUCUACCAUUUCAACAAUUAAUAAGAAUGUUAAAGGCUUUUCAGCCAUACAAGUUGGCGUUGCUCAAAAUAAUCCAACAGCGAUAACAACUAACGCAUCUCAGGCAAAAGCAAUCGCUAAGAUCACACCCAAUAGGCAUUCUAAUAAUGAACAUCAAACAAAUUUACAACCUGGGUUGACCCAAAUAAGAUUGUCAGGAGAUUCUAAACUUGAUGGACAUCCGAUAACCUAUUCCACGAGCUUUCAAAAUGUAGUUACUUUACCGAACGCUCGCAGUUUUGUAACAACGAACCAACAAUUGACUCAUCAUCCAAAUACACUGCAGUCUUCACCGAAACCUAGUAUACUUACACGUAAAAGACCAGCACACGAUAGUCCAUCUAUGCAAUCGGCCAAAAAGAACCUCCUUUCUUCCAAUUUAUCAACUACUCAUUCGGAAGCAAAUAAUAAUUUAGAGUCGAGGGUCGUCAGCUGCUCGCCCAAAAUGCAAACCGCUUCCGCGGCUUAUCUAGAUCCGAAUCGAGAAAACAGUCAAUCGUCUACUGAUACAGCUACAUCAAAUGAAAGUACGCCAAGUCAAAUUGACUUGCAACGAUUAAAAAGGGAGGCAGAUGACGGUAAUAAUUCACCUACGUCAGAGUUAUCACCUCGAAAGAGAUCAAGAAAGCAGAUAUUGUUUAAUAUUCUUAGCAAUAGGGGAGAAAUACCUGACCAGUUAUCAACAGACGAAGAGUACGAUACAAUCAAUGUGAUAAAAUUUAAUUUACGGAUUGAAUUAGAAAAGAUAAAUGCACAAAGAUUGGAGCAGCAUCGACUGCAUUUAGAACGACGGAAAGAAGAAAAUUCAGCAGAAGAUAUGGAAUUGAAAGCUAAUUUGAUAGAAAUCGAUGCUGUUUUGGCAAAUGCUUACGUAGACGACAAAGUAACAGAAACCUUUGUUAAACAAGUUAAGGCUUCACUAGAGAAAGAGAGUGAAUUUGUUGAUAAAGAUGGAUAUCGGUGGACAACGGACAAAGAACGUUCAACUGUAAAUUUGAUGAACUUUUGCCAGUAUGAAUCAAAGGGCAGAACAAAUCAUUUUAUGCGACGAAGUGAUGUCAAACCAAAAGAUGAGAGACGACCUACAGUAAAUGAAUUGGCCAGUGCUAAAACUACCAAUGUUCGAGCAACUGGUUGGAGAUUUUAUCAUAUUGCUUCACAGUUUGAAGAUAUGUCUGAUUGUGAAAAUGAUCUUAUCCCACGCCUUGCUUUACUGGAUAAAAAAUUGCUAACGAUGCAUAACACGGAGAGAAGUAGUGAAGAAGAUACGGCUGUGUUAGCUGAUAUUGUAAAAGGAAAUAUGCAGCGGAUACGUUUAAUUGUUGACCAAAUGAAAGACACUAAAAGUGCUUUGUUAAAAAUACGUGAUCAACACCAUAACAAAGUUCGUGAACUAAUUGAUAAGAAUCAUAGUAAAAGGCCAGUAAAGAAGAAAGAUCGGUGA
Molecule: messenger RNA, 2390 nt
Organism: Dimorphilus gyrociliatus
Lineage: Eukaryota; Metazoa; Annelida; Polychaeta; Dinophilidae
Source: the annotation of a GenBank genome assembly